Messenger RNA from Microdochium trichocladiopsis, 1090 nucleotides. Its product is annotated as hemolysin-III related-domain-containing protein. The record is from RefSeq and is a predicted model, not a curated record. The annotation marks the transcript as partial. Gene Ontology annotation, molecular function: signaling receptor activity. The transcript has 4 exons. Gene Ontology annotation, cellular component: membrane. Lineage: Eukaryota; Fungi; Ascomycota; Sordariomycetes; Xylariales; Microdochiaceae.
CACUAUCCCCUUCUUUCUUCAUCAUAUGCAUCAUCCCACGAUAUCGCGCUACUGCUUCGGAGUGGCCUUUUGUUUCGCGUGCUCCGCCGCGGCUGGGCCCAGUCCUGCAAUCGCCUCGAUUAUUUAGGCAUCGUGGUCCUCGUCUGGAGUGCUAAUGCACCCGUGGUUCAUUACGGACUGUCCGGCCUCCCGGACCUGCAAAGAUUCUACAGCUCCAUUAAUAUCAUCACGGCUGUCAUGAGUGUGGGGUUCAUCUUUGGCCAUGACUUUGGCUUUUCUGCCUUUAGAAAGUGGCGUGUACUUGUCUACAGCACAUCUGGCUUGGGUUCACUCGCAUCACUGUUACAUGGCCUUCAAAUCAAAGGCUGGGCCGUUCUGGGAAAUCAUCUGUCCCUUCGGUGGCUGGCUUGUACGAUGUCGCUUAAUCUCAUCGCCGCAGCUGUCUAUGCCUUAAGGAUCCCCGAGAGAUGGUUUCCAUAUAGGUUCGACCUUGUGGGAGCUAGCCAUCAGAUUUUCCACGUCUUAGUUCUGAUAGCCACGUUCACACGCCUGGCAGGCCUUCUUGCAGCAUCUCAAUAUCCCGACAUGUGAUCGCCCUUUGGCCAAGUACAACGUGGCGGCUUUUUCAAGUGCUAUAGCUUGGUGUCAAGGUUGUACUCCAUGCGUUUAUCCGGUGCAGCAGCCUGCCAAAGUGCUCACAGAUUGGGAAUCGUGGAGGUGUGAGUGGGCUCGACUGAGAAGGAAUUGUGCAGAGGCGCUUAUAAUUUGGCGCUUACGUCAUUUUAAGCCACCCAAAUUAUCAUUGCAUCAACGUCUCUUAGUGAUCGUUUCUGGGUCUCGUUGGCACGGUCUCUGGUACACAUCAUCUGUCGAUCAUGCCUAAGUAGUUGUGGAAGCCCCAUCCUAUAUCAACCCGGUUCGAGGAGAACCCACAACACAUAGUCUCGACAGGCACGCAUAUGAUGAUUUAUGCAAACCUGCACAGCUUCAAAAAUAAAGUUCCUCCACUCAUUCGCCCUCAUAGCCUCCCUUUCACGUGUAGAAGGGGAAAUUGCCUCGGCUAUCUGUCUUAGGCAAGGCCACCCAGGAG